This is a messenger RNA of Anoplophora glabripennis (Asian longhorned beetle), 1231 nucleotides long. RefSeq names its product connective tissue growth factor (gene Ccn). Gene Ontology annotation, molecular function: integrin binding; heparin binding. The transcript is spliced from 8 exons. The coding region runs from base 95 to 1231 and encodes 378 amino acids. The record is from RefSeq and is a predicted model, not a curated record. Gene Ontology annotation, cellular component: extracellular matrix; extracellular region. Gene Ontology annotation, biological process: cell adhesion; signal transduction. NCBI's taxonomy places the organism in Eukaryota, Metazoa, Arthropoda, Insecta, Coleoptera, Cerambycidae.
CCGGCUUCGAUUUUCCUCGCAUUUCAUUAGAGGAAAUGAGCCUUGCUGCUUAAGUGUCAGUGAGAAAUAUUGGUAGCGCACCUCUUGGACCGAGAUGGGUUCUAUGAGGAAAAAAAUGGCCUGGAAAGUUUUGUUCCUGAUAAGUUUCCUCGGUGUGACGGAUAGAGCCUGGGGUGGCAGGAGCAGGAGGCGGGAGCUGCGGACCAGGGAAGCGGUUAUAUACGCCAUUCCCGAUGACAAAUGCCCAUACCCCUGUCAGUGUCCCGCGAUGGGUGAAGAAUGCGGCGAAUGCGAAGAAUGCCCCCGCCAAAUGGGUGAACCAUGUAGCGAAGAUAAACCAUGCGACAUGCAGAGAGGACUAAUUUGUAGAUACAAACAUGGAGAUUCCGAAGGAGUUUGCAGAGAAUCAUCAGGAGUGCCGUGCGUUGUAUAUAACAAGACUUAUGAGCAUGGUGAGACCUUCACUUUAGACUGUAGGACUCAGUGUGCUUGUCAAAACGGAACUUACGGGUGUUCAUCUUUAUGUCCGCAAGAGCACAUAUCACCGAGAGGUUCGUGUCAGCACCCGCGCUUAGUUGAAAUUCCAGGACAGUGCUGCAGGGAGUGGAUGUGCGACAGUCAAACUGCAGAGCAGCCACCAUCUUGCCAACCAGCGUUUUCCAGAUGGUCCAGCUGUACCAGCGAUUGCGGCUCGGGAUUGUCCACCCGUCGAUCCAACCUAAAUGCCCGUUGUCAACCUGAUACCGAGACUCGUAUAUGUCAGACAAGGAGGUGUUUGGACUCGACUCAACUUAACAGCCACCAGAAACAUCAUCACUUAAGGAGGGGGCACGAAUGUAAGGCGACACACCGCCUCAGCACCGCCGUGUUCCUGCGUUUUGGUCCCUGCAGGAGCAGGAAGCGCUUCCGGCCCAAGUACUGCGGCGUCUGCCCGGUGCCGGGCGUCUCCUGCCAACCAACUUUGAGCACCACGGUGAAGGUCGAGUUUCUCUGUGAAGGGUCAGAAUCAACGGAGAACGCAUCAGAGUUGCUACCGGAGUACCUCGAACCGGGCGCCGAUCUCUGGGCGGACGACCUCACCGAGGAGCCCGACGUCUCCACCGAGUCCAAGCUGAUGACUGUCUUAGUGCAGUGGGUGUUGAAGUGCAGGUGUGCCGCCGACCCCUCGGCACCCACCUCGAGUACCGGUGAGGUGGUUCUGCAUCGCGUACAUCGGACUGCAGCUCCUUAA